Zasmidium cellare ATCC 36951 is the source of this 612-nucleotide messenger RNA. RefSeq lists its product as uncharacterized. The transcript has a single exon. The record is from RefSeq and is a predicted model, not a curated record. The coding region runs from base 1 to 612 and encodes 203 amino acids. NCBI's taxonomy places the organism in Eukaryota, Fungi, Ascomycota, Dothideomycetes, Mycosphaerellales, Mycosphaerellaceae.
AUGGCGGACGAACAGCCCCGUACGACGCUGUAUGUGCUCGUGCCUCCGUCGCCACUCUUCGCAGCUCACUGGUCACUGUUCAUACCAGACUCGAAAGGUUACGAUAUGAUCAGCAAACCGCAUGAGGAAUCCACUGUAGGCCGACGAGUUCAUGUAUCUGGUGACAGGCUCAAUGGGUUUGCCUUAGAACUCAUUCGUGAGUACGAUGUGAGCAAACACCGCCGUGUUGGAUCCCGCAUGUUUCCUAUUGGCAGUAUACCUGCCACCCACAUUCAACCAGAUGCAUCGAAGGCCGAGGAAGACACAACUCGACGCGACAGCUGCAAAGACGACGAAGAUGGAGGCGGCCUUGUCGACAAUGAACCACGCGAUGUCUUUGAGCGGACUUGCGUUCAACUCGAAGCUCCAGGCCCAAGUCUGAACAACGUCUCGAACAAUCAAAAGCCAGCAACUGGGAAAAGAUCCCAGAUCGAAGGGCGAGACUGUCAAUGGUGGGUUAGGCAGGUGGUUCAGGAGCUGACGACCGCGGGCAUACUGGAGAGUCUAUUGCAAGCAGACGGCCAGCGAAGCAAGAAUCCCAAUGAGCUGGUUGCUCAACUGCCUGUACACUGA